Molecule: messenger RNA, 183 nt
Organism: Loa loa (African eye worm)
Lineage: Eukaryota; Metazoa; Nematoda; Chromadorea; Rhabditida; Onchocercidae
Exons: 2
Coding region: 1-183 (60 amino acids)
Source: RefSeq, a predicted model, not a curated record
AUGGUACGUUCUGCAAACCGUAAACGUGAAAUAUUCUUUUUUAAACAGUCAAGUAUUGGCAGGCUUGCGAUAAUUGGAUGUGCUAUUGUCUUUAAUAAUGGAUCACGUUUUCUCACCGAUAAAUGGGCUUUAUUUGCUGCGUCUACAAUUGCUUGGGAAUUGUUGCAUGUCUUAGAUGGGUAA